AUGUCUGAAGCGUGCUGUACUUGUGCUGCGUUCCUCUCCUCUAUCCCACCUUCAUACGACGAGAAAACGGAGAAGCCGGCACAGUUCGAACGCAGACUGAACUGCUGUGGCCGCGCCAUCUGCGCUCGAUGCUUGACCGAUAAUCCGCGAUUCCAAAACUACUGUCCAUACUGUCAGAUAGCGACUGGACCGUCGGCUUUACCACCACAGGGUCUACGCGAGCCUCCGACGUAUUCGCCACCGGAUGAGCAACAAUUCGACGACGAAUUGCCGCCGUACCAAGCACAUAGAAGCCUCCAACCCCCUUCCGAGAAGUCAAAUGCAAACGAAGAGAAUACGCCGGAUGUUCUGCACUUUGUCGACCAAAACAACGAUUCGAUUUCGUCGCUCUCGCUUCGAUAUGGUGUACCCGCAGACGCCUUACGCCGAACGAACAACUUGUAUGCGGACCAUCUGCUUGCGGCUCGCAGGACUGUUCUCAUACCUGGAGAAUACUACAAAGGCGGUGUUAGUUUGAGUCCGCGGCCACUAGAGGGUGAGGAAGAGGAGAUCAAAAAGACAAAGUUGAGGAAGUUCAUGGUCAAAUGCAAGGUUUCCGAAUAUGAUGUUGCGCUUCUCUAUCUCGAACAGGCAGGCUAUAACCUUGAGCAGGCAAUUACUGCAUUCAAGGCGGACGAGGAUUGGGAGAAAGAGCAUUCCCUAGAGGCUGCGAAGAAGGGAAAGUCCAAAGAUUCACGAACCUCUGGACGUCGGAAGUGGGGCUUCGGGGGCCUUACAGGUCAGCUCUCGUAG
Molecule: messenger RNA, 792 nt
Organism: Pyrenophora tritici-repentis Pt-1C-BFP
Lineage: Eukaryota; Fungi; Ascomycota; Dothideomycetes; Pleosporales; Pleosporaceae
Product: LysM domain containing protein
Source: RefSeq, a predicted model, not a curated record